GCGCGCACGGGAGGCACUCGCACCUUCAGCUCAGAGGUGUCUACUCCUGCUCACUUUGCCUGAUGAGAAAGUAAACUUGGUGAAUUCUUUAGGUUGUUUGUAAAGGAUGGCUCUGGCGGAUGCGCUUCUGCCGUCCAUUGCUGGCUUUUCCAGCACUCAGGUUUUGGAUGAAAAACAUGCUGAAAUCCUACGAGAAUGGUCCACUGAUCAGACUGAGAUCGGGACAAAACCCCGCGUCGAGGUUGAAUUCAGCAUUGUAGAGUCCCCGCCACUGACCAAGGACGAGGACGAGUUGUCCAGGUUUCUGGAUCUCGAGUUUAUUCUGUCUAACUCGAUGGCAUCACAGAAUGAGGGUCCCUCCGUCACCCCUGCGUAUCCGCUCCCGGAAUCACCGGAGAGCUGCAGCACUGCGUACGACGGCGCCGAUUCUGCGCACGGCCUUGUAGCCGAGCUUCUAAGCCCAGACAUGGGCUACCGACCCGACACGACUCAAGACUACAACCCGAAAGGACAUUUUGAUACACCGGAAUACACUGAUUUGAGCAUGCUGGACACCAGAAGUCACGUGCACUUGCACCUCGCCACUCCACACGCGUCGGCUUACAAAAUAAAGACCGAGCGUCGCGAGCAGCCGUGCAUGAUGGCCAGUGAGUACCUGGGACACUUUUAUGGACAGAAGGUUCACGGUGUUGCUCCCGUGCAGCCGUUCGUCCAGCAUGUGCACGACGCGUCCCGGGAGGUGAACGCGCACGUGGCGCAGCAGCAGCAGCACUAUGCGUACCCACCGCAAUAUCACGGCGCGCAGCACUACCAUGGACAGUACGCCGUUUUCACGGAUCCCAUGCGGGCCCAUCACCCGGCUAUGCCCGGCGCAGUGCUCACGCCACCGUCGUCACCGUUGCUCGAGCUCUACGGCACGGAGGAGAACAGACCGAAGCGGGGACGGCGCGCAUGGGCUCGGAGACGCGCCGCCACGCACAGCUGCGAGUUUGCGGGCUGCGGGAAAACCUACACAAAGAGCUCGCACCUGAAGGCGCACAUGCGGACACACACUGGUGAGAAGCCGUACCACUGUACCUGGGAGGGAUGCGGCUGGAAGUUCGCCCGCUCCGACGAGCUGACCCGCCACUACAGGAAACACACAGGACACAGACCCUUCCAGUGCCACCUCUGUGAGAGGGCAUUCUCCCGCUCCGACCACCUAGCCCUGCACAUGAAGAGACACAUGUGAAAACAUGCCUUAUUUUAAAGGACAUUUUUAUUAGAGUUAAAGAAGUGGUCCAAGGAGAAAAAACUAUUUUAUACAUAUUUUCCCUUUACCUCACUUCAAUAUUGAACUAGUUUUGCACUGGAGCUCCUUAGCUGAUGUACCUAAAACAAUAAUGGAAGCUCAUGACCACUAAUUAGUCUCACCAAAACAUAUGUAAAUUAGUUUUUUCUUCAUGAACUACUCCUUUAAGGCUAUGCCUGUGUUUGGACAGCAGGGUUGUAAAUAUGACGAGGAUUGUGUCAACUUUAAAUUAUAGCAGUAUUUAAGAAGAAGAGAGUUUUGUUGAAAAAAAAAAUAAGUUAUUUAGUGCAAACAUCGAAGACAGCUUUGUAAAGAAACAGGGCAGGACCCAUAUUUUUGUAUAUAUUGCUUUUUGUCUUCAUGCUUUCAGGCUGAGACAGGGGAAUUUGGCAUUUGGGGUUUUUAGUAGAGUUCAGGAUCUUCUUAUGCCCCUUUUUGUACAAUGAGUUGUUAGAACUGUUCAUAAAUAUUCAGUAUGAACUCAAGGACUUUCAAAGCAGGUACUCAAGCAGUUUUUUUUUAUCCAAGUGAUAUGUUUGUGCAAAUAUUUUAAACCUUUGUAUACUACAUACUUGAAUAUGGUGUUUUUUAUGUAUAUAACCACUGACAAAGUUUUAAAAUACAAAAAGUUGAACUCA
This is a messenger RNA of Pangasianodon hypophthalmus (striped catfish), 1929 nucleotides long. RefSeq names its product Kruppel-like factor 17 (gene klf17). Bases 107 to 1231 code for a protein of 374 amino acids. Gene Ontology annotation, biological process: regulation of transcription by RNA polymerase II. The transcript is spliced from 3 exons. The record is from RefSeq and is a predicted model, not a curated record. Lineage: Eukaryota; Metazoa; Chordata; Actinopteri; Siluriformes; Pangasiidae. Gene Ontology annotation, molecular function: DNA-binding transcription factor activity, RNA polymerase II-specific; RNA polymerase II cis-regulatory region sequence-specific DNA binding.